This is a messenger RNA of Mauremys reevesii (Reeves's turtle), 2366 nucleotides long. RefSeq lists its product as uncharacterized. Bases 520 to 1671 code for a protein of 383 amino acids. The record is from RefSeq and is a predicted model, not a curated record. NCBI's taxonomy places the organism in Eukaryota, Metazoa, Chordata, Testudines, Geoemydidae. The transcript is spliced from 9 exons.
GGCUGGAGCCCUCAGCUGGCCAGCUGAGGAGGGAGGGGGCCGGGCUGGGGGCAUGGAGAACCCACCGUCCUAGUGCAGGGAAGGAGAUUCCAGUGAGGGGAAUGGCUUCUGGUGGUACAGGGAGGUUUUCCUAUCACUAUGAUGGCUUGUGGAAGUCUAGGGAAGCUUCCAUAGCGCUACAAUGUCUUCUGGCAGUACAGAGAGGUUUUCAUAGCACUACAGGACUUAUGGCAGCAUGGGGAGGCUUUAUUACCCAAAAGUUUAGACACUAAUUAAGCUUCCAUUUCACCUGACAUUUGUCCACUGAGUAAGGCCUACACUAUCUUGGUACACUGCAGGAGUCACACAACUGAUAUGGGCAGGGGAUAGCCAGCAAAUUACUGUGGGCACCUCAGACUUUCUUUUCUAGGGAAGACUUUCUCCUACUGCCUAAGAGCCUCUAGUCUUUGAACUUUAUUUCCCAAGACGAAACCAAGAAGAGGAAACCUUUGCAACACUUCCUCCCUUCCUCCCAGAAGAAUGUAUUUUUUGGAGAUCCUGGCUUUUCUAGGACGAAUUACUGGUGAGACUUUCUUUCAUCAUUAUGAAAAUGGAAAUUUCACACUUACGUGCAAUGGAACAGUGGCUGAUGGGAAGAAGGAAACAGUUUGGUAUGAAACUGAAGAAUCUCUGCAACAAUUCCAAGUAAUCAGCUGCAGUAAUCAACAGCCCAAAGUAAUCAACGGACCAAACAAAUGCUCUGAUAAAACAAAGUGUACAAACCGAUUAUCAAAUUCUGCUUCCAAAGCAGGUGGGAUAUUUGCAUGUGAGCAAUUUACAAAUACUGGAACAUCACAGACUUGCCCACUUUUUACCAAUGUGACUCACUGCAGACAUUAUAACUUUUUUAUUGUGGUGAUAAUAAACCUGACUGCAGAUAAGGAGACAUUUGAGACCAUUCCGGCAAAAUCACACGAUAAUCAUUUAAUAGAAGAAGAAAGUAACAUCACUCUCUCUUGUGAAUUUCAAAUGAAGCACUCAGGACAAACAUUUGUUAUAUAUUGGAUCAAAUAUACAGAAACAAGCAAAUGCCUGUUUUCUGCUGCAAGAGAGCCAUAUACUUUCUCAUAUAAUACACAUUGCUGUAUUGAUGAGAUGAUCAAAGGACGACUAUUGAACUAUAUAAGCUUAGAUUCAUAUGAGAAACAUGUCGUCCAUAAUAUAACUAUCUUGAAUGUUACUGACUCUGAUAGUGGAACUUAUUUAUGUGUUGUAAAUACCUGGUCAAGAGGUAAACAUGUGUGGAAGAUUGCAAAUAACCUUUCAAGAGAAGUGAGGAAUCGAGUCAUUCCAUCCUCUGCUUCCAUGCCAUUGUAUGCCACCACUGGAUUGAUCGUAGGGAUUAUUAUCAUCAGUGGGAUAGCAUGGUUGAUCUAUAAAAAGAAAAUGAAAUCAAAAGGAAAGCCAUCUGCACAACUUCCCAGAGCUCAGGCUGCUCUUGAAAUUUCAGGAGAUGAAUGUUCCCUGUACAGAAUGAGCAGCAGCAAAGACUUGCAAACAUAUGAAGUGUUGUGUUUAAGCCCAUAUGAUGACCCAAAUGCAGCCUACUGUACAUUGGAUAACACUGCAGCAUCUGGCAAGGGGCCAGGAGAUGAAGAGUAUGAUAUAACCUAUGAAGUGGUGCCACAAUAGCUGUUCCUGAGCUGGAGGAUGGACGUUGGUUUGAAAAUGACUAUCAACUUUUGGCUGAUUUUAGGGGAAAAAACCCAGCAUAGUAGCCUUGACUACCCAGUUUUGACUAUUCAAUGAGCUAUCUUACAAAAUAUUAUGAGAUAGAUCCUCUAAUGAUAUAAAUUCUCAUAGCUCCAUUAUGAAGCUAUGACAGUUUGCACCAGAGAAACAUAGGAAUUGUCACACUCAGACCAUUUAUCCAUUUCAUUCAGAAUCCUGUCUCCAGCAGUGGCCUUCACCAGAUGUGUCAGAAGUAGAUGCAAGAAUCCCUAUAAUGGACAAUUAUGGCACAACUUUCUCACAGGGGAAGUUUCUUCUCAACAUCUAUCAGCUAGAGAUUGGCUAUCCCCUGAAGCAAGAGGGUUUUAUAGCUCUCAGACAUCUUAUCCUAUCUCAUGUAACUUUAUUGUUAGUGUAUGAAAACCCGUAUAAAUGAAUGAUUGCUUUAGGAACAAAGAUCUUUAUUUUCCUCCAGUUUUACACUGGUGUGAUUCUGUUGGCUCCACUGGAAAGACUCCUGCUUUACAUUGGUAUAAGUGCAGAGGUGCAGCCCGGCUUCCCCAGGCAGCAGUUUAAAGGCAGCGGCUGGAGCCCCAGGCCCUUUAAAUUGCAGCCAGAGCCCUGCUGCUGGAGCUCUGGGGUAGUGGGGCUCUGGG